ACCUCCUCGCGUGCGUCACCGCCGCGGUGCGGCCUACAUCGCUAUCCGCUGAAAGAGUUUGCGUCGAGAGAAAGAACAACCUCCUCUUCCCCUUUUUUUUUUAAUUUUCGUAUUUGUUCGGUUUGUCGUGCCUCUUUCCUCGAUGCAAGCCCCUCGCAACCUCGGCUUCUUAUUAUGAAAAGAACCUGUCUCGACAGAGCGCCGGCAAUGCCGAGCAUGGCCGGUAGCGUUUCUUUGGAAAGCUCGGGUUAAUUUAGCCUUCAGUCGUCUGAUAACUGAAAAGUAUUAUUCUCCAGAUACGGUGCUUUAUCCACCCGCGAUAAUGGCUGCCGACCCUUUUUGCCGCGACGGGCGACGGUGUCUUUAAUUCCUGGCUGACUGGGCGACCCGCACGACGCUUCGUCGGUUAUCCCUUUAAAGCCGGCUGAAGGAUUUCACGGUCAACAUGAAGCAUCGCCAGGAAUGGGAACUUCAGGACCCUGGGUCCAUGUACAAGGAAUAUCAUCGAGAAAAUCACGACACCACUCAAGACACUGCGUUGGCACUAAACUCGUUAUCGGCGGGCGACGACGAGAAGCCGGCUGCGGAUUCCCGGAAACAAUGGGGCAAAGGAAUGCAGUUCUUCCUCUCCUGCUUGUCGAUUUCCAUCGGCCUCGGCAACGUCUGGAGGUUCCCUACUCUCGCAUACCAGAACGGAGGAGGUGCAUUCCUCAUUCCGUACUUCGUGGUACUGUUCCUCAUCGGGAAGCCCGUCUACUUCAUGGAACUCGCCAUCGGACAAUUCGUGAGCAAGAGCCACGUCAAAGUCUGGAAGUGUGUUCCGGCUCUUAAAGGAAUCGGAGUUGCGCAGCUGUUUUCUACAUUCUACGUGACGGUGUCAUACAACUACAUCAUGGCCUUGUGUUUAUUCUACGUGUUCGCAUCAAUGCAAAGUCAACUUCCCUGGACUCACUGCGAUCCUGAAUGGAGCGACAGCAACUGUUUCGACUCCAGGGCGGCUAACAGAUCCGUCCUCAACAGUUCCAGUGCUACAUCAUCGGCAGAGCAAUACUUUCAACGGCAUGUUUUACGAGACUCCGGAGGCUUCACACUACCGUCUGUGCUGGACUGGCGAAUGGCGUUGUGCUUUCUUCUGGCCUGGACGUGUGAGGCGCUGUCUACCUUGAGGGGAAUUCGGUCUGUGGGAAAAGUGGUUUAUUUGACAUCUUCAAUGCCGUACGUGGUUAUGAUAUCGCUGCUGGUUAUCACGUGCCUUCAAGAUGGCGCCUGGAACGGCAUCAAAGCCUUUUUUGUCCCUCACUGGGAAAAGAUACUUGAAAUUGAGGUCUGGUUCAAGGCAUGCGAGCAGUCAUUCUUUUCCCUCACCACUGCCUUUGGACACCUUAUUAUGUACGCUAGCUUCAACGACUUUAACCAUCAAGUUGGAAGAGAUGCAUUUUUCAUCAGCAUUGCUGACACAAUGACUAGCAUUCUAGCCGGCUGCGUGGUCUUUGCCACUCUGGGAUCGCUGGCCCAUGAACUGAACACCGAUGACGUAUCUCAGGUUCUCAAGGGCGAAUCCGAUCUUGCCUUGGCCUUCGUGACCUACCCCGAGGCUCUAAGUCGAAUCUCGUUCGUCCCUCAACUCUGGUCUGUGAUGUUCUUCAUCAUGCUGUUUCUACUUGGUCUUGGUACUGGUGUUGGAGACGUUCAAGCUAUCACCACGGUAUUGACCGACCAGUUUCCGGGACUCAGAAAAUUCAGAAGCCACAUAUCAAUCCUCUUUUGUGUCAUUUGCUUUGGCACCGGUCUCAUCCUUUGCACAGACAGUGGAAACGCAUUGCGACUGCUAUUUGACAACUAUGGUGUGGGACAAGCCGUCUUUAUGUACGCCAUAUUUGAAGUGGUCGGACUUAUGUGGAUCUAUGGUCUUAGGAAUGUCUGUGAUGACUUUGAAUUCAUGCUCAAGGGGAAAAUAUCCUGGUAUUGGAAGAUGACCUGGGGAUUCAUAACCCCAGUCUCACUAAUUGCAAUAUUUAUUUAUGGCAACGCGACGGAAGGAAGCGCCUCCAGCUUACCACCGCUAGGACAGAUUAUCGGAUGGGUAAUGGCUGCCAUCGCGAUCGGUCAAGUGCCCCUCUGGAUGCUUGUGACAUUCGUGAAAGCGCCUGGAUCCACUCUCAUACAGAAAUUGAAAUCAACCUUCACGCCAGAUGCUAACUACGGUCCAAGUGAUCCGAACGUCCGCAAGGAGUGGAAGCUGUGGAAAGCAGCUAGAAACAACAAAGAUUCAGUGGUCCCCAUAUAUGCCAUCAACGGACAGGAAAAUCCUUCUUUCACACCAGACAUCAUCAACAGCUGAUGACUGUUGUGCACGCACUUGUAUCUGUGAUAACCAUCAUCGUUUCACCCUAAGUUUUACGCAUACGUCCAGUAGAGUGAACAUUUUUCCCUCUUUUAAUAUUGAUCGUGCAUGUCAUCUGUAUGUCUCGUCUAUCGUUUUAAUAAAAGCGCUAAAUUUUC
Molecule: messenger RNA, 2502 nt
Organism: Ixodes scapularis (black-legged tick)
Lineage: Eukaryota; Metazoa; Arthropoda; Arachnida; Ixodida; Ixodidae
Product: sodium-dependent nutrient amino acid transporter 1
Exons: 16
Coding region: 446-2341 (631 amino acids)
Biological process (GO): sodium ion transmembrane transport
Cellular component (GO): membrane
Molecular function (GO): L-amino acid transmembrane transporter activity
Source: RefSeq, a predicted model, not a curated record